This is a messenger RNA of Saccharomyces paradoxus, 2703 nucleotides long. RefSeq names its product dynamin-related GTPase MGM1 (gene MGM1). Gene Ontology annotation, molecular function: GTPase activity; GTP binding; microtubule binding. Lineage: Eukaryota; Fungi; Ascomycota; Saccharomycetes; Saccharomycetales; Saccharomycetaceae. The record is from RefSeq and is a predicted model, not a curated record. The coding region runs from base 1 to 2703 and encodes 900 amino acids. Gene Ontology annotation, cellular component: microtubule; membrane; cytoplasm. The transcript has a single exon.
AUGAGUAAUUCUACUCCAUUAAUGACCAUUCCAAAGGUGGCAAAUUAUAGCGCAUUAAUAAAAAUCAACGCGAGUCCAGUACGGCUUUUCAUUCUGAGGAGACGGUUCGCUACACAUCCGGCUAUAUUGUUUGGCCCUCCUUAUAUCAAAAGUCCCUUGGUUCACUUACACAGCCGCAUAAGCACUGUUCACGGAACAACAAAUGCGAAUACUCUGCAUUUUGUGAUUACUAGGAGAUCAAUAUCAAAUUUUCCCAGAAUCAUCUCUAAAAUUAUUCGGCUACCCAUAUAUGUAGGUGGCGGGAUGGCUGCUGCAGGAAGUUACAUAGCUUAUAAGAUGGAAGAAGCUAACUCUUUCACUAGGGACAAACUGGAUCGAAUCAAGGACUUUGGCGAAUCAAUGAAGGAAAAGUUUAAUAAAAUGUUUUCUGGCGAUGAAUCUCAAAAUGGUGGCAGUGGAAACGAUGGUACAGUGCCGACAGCCACAUUGAUAGCCGCUACAUCACUCGACGACGAUGAAAGCAAAAAGCAAGAAGACCCUAGUGAUGAUGAUGACGAAGAUGACGACGAAGAUGAAGAAAACGAUGCUGUGGAUACAACACAAGACGAAAUGUUAAACUUGACCAAACAAAUGAUUGAAAUUAGAACUAUUUUAAAUAAAGUGGACUCUUCUUCUGCACAUUUAACUUUACCGUCAAUUGUCGUGAUUGGCUCGCAAUCGUCUGGUAAGUCUUCCGUACUAGAAUCCAUUGUUGGAAAGGAAUUCUUACCAAAAGGUUCCAACAUGGUCACAAGAAGGCCCAUUGAGCUGACUUUGGUCAAUACCCCUAAUUCGAAUAAUGUAACAGCUGAUUUCCCAAGCAUGCGUUUAUACAACAUCAAAGACUUUAAGGAGGUGAAAAGAAUGCUAAUGGAACUGAAUAUGGCUGUUCCGACUUCGGAGGCUGUUUCUGAGGAACCUAUUCAAUUGACAAUCAAAUCAUCCCGUGUUCCAGAUUUGUCAUUGGUCGAUCUACCCGGUUAUAUACAAGUUGAAGCGGCAGACCAGCCAAUAGAACUGAAAACCAAAAUCCGAGACCUAUGUGAAAAAUAUUUGACUGCACCUAAUAUUAUUUUAGCAAUCUCUGCUGCGGAUGUUGACUUGGCUAAUAGCUCUGCUUUGAAAGCUUCUAAAGCAGCAGAUCCUAAAGGUCUAAGAACGAUAGGUGUCAUUACCAAACUGGAUUUGGUAGAUCCUGAAAAAGCAAGAAGUAUUUUGAAUAAUAAGAAAUACCCACUUAGUAUGGGCUAUGUUGGGGUGAUUACGAAGACACCAAGCAGUGUAAACAGGAAACACUUAGGUCUUUUCGGUGAAACACCUUCGUCAUUAGGUGGAAUAUUUUCCAAAGGCCAGCACGGUCAAAAUGCGGGAGAAGAAAAUACCAAUGGUUUAAAACAGAUUAUGUCUCAUCAAUUUGAAAAAGCUUAUUUUAAAGAAAACAAAAAGUAUUUUGCCAAUUGUCAAGUUUCCACUAAGAAAUUGAGAGAAAAAUUGAUCAAAAUUUUGGAAAUUUCUAUGUCAAAUGCGCUAGAGCCGACUUCUACACUUAUUCAACAGGAACUAGAUGAUACUUCCUAUUUAUUUAAAGUUGAGUUCAAUGAUAGGCAUUUAACUCCCAAAUCAUACCUUUUGAAUAAUAUCGAUGUACUAAAGUUGGGUAUUAAAGAAUUUCAAGAAAAAUUUCACAGAAAUGAACUGAAAUCGAUUUUGAGAGCCGAAUUGGAUCAGAAAGUUUUAGACGUUCUGGCCACACGGUAUUGGAAGGAUGAUAAUCUCCCGGAUCUAUCUUCCUCUAAACUGGAGAGUGAUACUGAUAUGCUAUAUUGGCAUAAAAAACUGGAACUAGCAUCAUCUGGGUUGACCAAAAUGGGUAUUGGUAGACUAUCUACAAUGCUUACUACCAACGCCAUUUUGAAGGAAUUAGACAAUAUUUUGGAGUCUACUCAACUAAAAAAUCAUGAACUAAUCAAAGACCUUGUUAGUAAUACAGCCAUUAACGUACUAAACAGUAAAUACUAUUCAACGGCUGAUCAAGUUGAAAACUGUAUUAAACCGUUUAAGUAUGAAAUUGAUUUGGAAGAAAGAGACUGGAGUCUUGCUCGUCAACAUUCUAUUAAUUUAAUAAAGGAAGAACUGCGUCAAUGUAACUCAAGGUAUCAAGCAAUCAAAAAUGCCGUCGGGAGUAAGAAAUUAGCGAAUGUGAUGGGCUAUUUGGAAAACGAAUCAAAUUUGCAAAAGGAGACACUUGGUAUGUCGAAAUUGCUAUUGGAAAGAGGCUCAGAGGCUAUUUUUCUAGAUAAAAGGUGCAAAGUGUUAUCGUUUAGAUUAAAAAUGUUGAAAAGCAAAUGUCAUUCAACAAUUGAGAAGGACCGCUGUCCAGAGGUAUUUCUAUCUGCGGUUAGUGACAAGUUGACUUCCACAGCUGUUUUAUUCCUUAACGUUGAAUUACUGAGCGAUUUUUUUUAUAACUUCCCAAUAGAAUUAGACAGAAGAUUAACAUUAUUGGGAGAUGAACAAGUAGAAAUGUUUGCUAAGGAAGACCCAAAGAUUUCAAGGCAUAUUGAAUUGCAAAAGAGAAAGGAAUUGCUGGAAUUAGCUCUGGAAAAAAUAGAUUCAAUCUUGGUCUUCAAGAAAAGCUAUAAGGGCGUUUCCAAGAACUUAUGA